AACAACUUAUCUUACAGACUUACAGUCGAAAAACAAAGAAAUUAGAAGAGGAAAAAUUAAGGAUGGCUAGGUCAUGGGGUGGAAUUUUGGCAUUGAUGCUGGUCCUAAUGGGUGUUUUUCAGCCCCUCGUUGUGAAAGGGGACUUGAACCCCAGCGAGUGCAAGGAGGAGAGGAGGCUUCUAGUGAAUGCCUGCCGGCCGGUCAUAUUCGGCCGCAGCCCCUCGCCGGACUGCUGCCAGCGCGUGAGGGUCAUGCACGUUGAGUGUGUCUGCCCCGUCGUCACCCCUAAACUGGCGGCGCUCAUCGGAGUUGAACGCACCAUUAAGCAGAUUGAAGCCUGCGGCAGGACUGUUCCCCACCACUUUAAAUGUGGAAGCAUCACUACUCCAUGAGAAUGGCAAUCCUACCAUACGAUAUGAAGACUAAAUAAAAGCCUAUUAUAAAUCCAAGAAAAGAUACCGUGAGAUCCUUCUCUUGUUGUAUAUUUUGGGCGUGGUUGAAGUUCCGCCCACAAUAUUAUUUUAUAAUAAAAUUUUAUAAUAUUUACUUGUAACAUGUGAUAUUAAAUGAAUUGUGACAUGUUGUUCAAAAAAAAAAAAUGAAUUGUGACAUAUCAU
Rubroshorea leprosula is the source of this 617-nucleotide messenger RNA. Lineage: Eukaryota; Viridiplantae; Streptophyta; Magnoliopsida; Malvales; Dipterocarpaceae. The record is from the annotation of a GenBank genome assembly.